AUGAUGCCGGCCACAACAAGGAGAGCGCACCCUUGUCAAGCGACAGUCCUCUUUCUGCUCUUCCUUUUCGCCCUCUGUAACAGAUUACACGUCUCUGCUCUUCCCAACGCCGCCGGUGCCUGUCCAGCAAAUGAGGCUGCCGUGGGUGGAUCUCACUUGGGUAGUGUGGCGCGGCAUCACCCUACUAUUGAAGGGUCCGUCACGGGAACUCAUGGAGAUGUGGAAAUCACCAAGGGUGCUCUUAUUGACGGUGGUCUACAUGUAUCCAUCAAUGGCCGAGUACUUGUGGCAGGAAACGCCACGAACGAAUUUGCCAUUCAGCAAGACAAUGCACUCGUUCUAGAAGCCUUAUUAGACGCUGCUGUGUUUCGAGGCUUUUUGCUCCGUCUGGGAGGCAGUAGUGCUCUCAACGGCACCACCACCAACACGGUGGAUACCACCGAUGCUCUCAGAGUGGCAGAGGAUGACACAGACAUUCAAGUGUCCAACAAUCUUUGUGUUGCGACACAGGGAGUGGGUGGUCUGACGCACACGGAUCCAGAGUUCAAGAGCAAGGUGACCGGCAUCCUGUUGAUGGAGGAAUUAGCCGAUAAUCUGCCACUGGAUGUGACUGUCGUCACCCAGAAUCGAGACGGCAUUUCGGAGUAUUACUACUCUCAGUAUUUGCUGAAUGCGGUAGAAAUGGUCAUGGAAGAAGAAGGUACUGAAGGAAACGAGAUUGAACCUGAUGACAAUUCCGAACAAGAAGGAGAGAGCAAAGAAAUGGAGAGCAGGUCCUCCAGGAUUUUGCCAACAAAACGGAGGGAGACCAGUCUCUAUAUGAUCUUGGGAUAUGUCUUCUUGUUUGCAUGGUGAAUAGCGUUGAAUCCCUUGGUUGGUAGACGGAACAAAACAUUGUGAUUGUUUCUGAGAACACCCCGACCACAGGUGCCUCCAAACCGCAGGACGCUUGCAGGCUAGCUGACAGAGGUGGCCAUCGAACGCCGUUCGAUGUCACUGAUGUUUUGGACCGUGAAAGGGAGUGACGAGUGACAGUCGCUUGCAGCAGAAAGAUUAGCCUUCAUGUGUUUGCUGGCAUUUGGUUGCCAUGGGUACAGUACUGUGUGCGGCAGUGCCCCCAGCAACGCAACACCAGCCAGCAAUGGCAGCUUCAUGUUGCUCUGCUCGAUGAUGGUUGCCUAGACUAGUAGAACUUUUAGUAUCCUUGGGAAGCCACAACGGUUCAUGUUUGCAAAGUUCAAAAAUUAGUAUUUGAUAGACUACUCAGGUAUUCGAGCUCCCAGAUGAUGUUCUAUAUCAAGA
Messenger RNA from Seminavis robusta, 1302 nucleotides. The record is from the annotation of a GenBank genome assembly. NCBI's taxonomy places the organism in Eukaryota, Bacillariophyta, Bacillariophyceae, Naviculales, Naviculaceae.